UUCGGUCUUUCCGAUUUUGAAUUUCGAGGAUAUAGCGUCCAGUGUGUUAGUGAUCGGAUUUUGUUAGCACAGCAUCGCCAAUUAUAAAUCUCUGCAAAGUUUCGUAAAAACAGCUCUGAAAAAAGCUUAAUCUGCAAAGAUGGGCAAGGAGAAGAUCCAUAUUAACAUUGUGGUCAUCGGCCAUGUGGACUCCGGCAAGUCGACGACCACCGGCCACCUGAUCUACAAAUGCGGCGGCAUCGACAAGCGUACGAUCGAGAAGUUCGAGAAGGAGGCCCAGGAGAUGGGCAAGGGCUCCUUCAAGUACGCCUGGGUGCUGGACAAGCUGAAGGCGGAGCGAGAGCGCGGCAUCACCAUCGACAUUGCCCUGUGGAAGUUCGAGACGGCCAAGUACUAUGUGACCAUUAUCGAUGCGCCCGGCCAUAGGGAUUUCAUCAAGAACAUGAUCACCGGUACCUCGCAGGCCGACUGCGCGGUGCUCAUCGUGGCCGCCGGAACCGGAGAGUUCGAGGCCGGGAUCUCCAAGAACGGGCAGACCCGCGAGCACGCCCUCUUGGCCUUCACGCUGGGCGUGAAGCAGCUGAUUGUGGGCGUCAACAAGAUGGACUCCACCGAGCCGCCUUACAGCGAGGCCCGCUACGAGGAGAUCAAGAAGGAGGUCUCCUCGUACAUCAAGAAGAUCGGCUACAACCCGGCCUCGGUGGCCUUCGUGCCCAUCUCCGGCUGGCAUGGCGACAACAUGCUGGAGCCCUCCGAGAAGAUGCCCUGGUUCAAGGGAUGGUCCGUGGAGCGCAAGGAGGGCAAGGCGGAGGGCAAGUGCUUGAUCGACGCGCUGGACGCGAUCCUGCCGCCCCAGCGUCCCACCGACAAGCCGCUGCGCCUGCCGCUGCAGGACGUCUACAAGAUCGGAGGCAUCGGCACCGUACCAGUGGGCCGAGUGGAGACUGGUCUCCUCAAGCCAGGCAUGGUCGUCAACUUCGCUCCGGUCAACCUGGUCACCGAAGUGAAGUCUGUGGAGAUGCACCACGAGGCUCUCACCGAGGCGAUGCCCGGCGACAACGUCGGCUUCAACGUGAAGAACGUGUCUGUGAAGGAGCUGCGUCGCGGCUACGUGGCCGGCGAUUCCAAGAACAAUCCUCCCAGGGGAGCAGCCGAUUUCACCGCUCAGGUCAUUGUGCUGAACCAUCCGGGCCAGAUAGCCAAUGGCUAUACUCCCGUCUUGGAUUGCCACACGGCCCACAUAGCCUGCAAGUUUGCCGAGAUCAAGGAGAAGUGCGACCGCCGUACGGGCAAGACCACCGAGACGGAGCCGAAGGCCAUCAAGUCCGGGGACGCGGCCAUCAUUGUGCUGGUGCCCAGCAAGCCGCUGUGCGUCGAGAGCUUCCAGGAGUUCCCACCGCUGGGACGGUUCGCUGUGCGCGACAUGCGGCAGACCGUGGCCGUGGGCGUCAUCAAGUCGGUCAACUUUAAAGAGACGACCUCGGGCAAGGUGACAAAAGCCGCUGAGAAGGCACAGAAGAAGAAAUAACUAGGGUGCCAGCAGAACUACAUCACUCGAACCCAACAACAAGAACAACAACAACAGCAGACGGCUAGAGCAACAGCAACAACAACACCACACAACAACACACAUGUCAAAAUUAUAAUAUCCACUCGACGAUCAAAAGCAAACCUUAGCUCCGUGGCAACCAAGACACCAAUUACUACUAACACCAGCUGCAGGCAGGGGCAGAUACAGAUAUUAUAUGAGAUCGAUCAGAUAAUACCCUAUAUGAUAACCACGCGUACGAUUAGCGAGGAGAGGAGCAGGAGCAGCAGCUGCAGCGAGGAAGCCAAGAAGGAGGAGGAGUCCUUCCAGCUCGCCGGGUCGGUUCUAUUCGCCUUCGCCCUGGUGGUCUACUGCAGCUAUCUGAACUUGUAUCGCCACCGCAAGUCCUUCCGCAGGAAACCACCCACUUGCCACUCCGCAGAGUGAACAGGGUCCUCCGGAUUCGGAUCCCGAGCACUGCUGUAGCCUGCCCCCUCGAUAUAUACUCAUCUACAACUAACCUUACAUUUGAUUAGCAGCCACCACACAUCCGGUCGUGCAUCAUCCACCUGUUUCGAAUGGAUUUUAAACACUUUUUAUACUUUUGAUAAGUCAAGUCGGAGGCAUUCGAUUUAAAAUCUAUUAUACAAUGUAAUUUCCGAAUUUAGUUUUAAACCACGCCUACGCCCCCUGAGUCCCCCAAAAAUGAAGAAGACUACAUUCGCAAUGAAUUCAAAAUUUCUCUUGAAACCAAAAGACAAAUGCUUAAGAAGUAUUACAAAAAACAAAAAGAAAUCAACAUAAAACACAUAAUCAUGCGGUUUUUGAAAACAUUCAAAAUGUUUAAUCGAGCCUCAUUUGCAUUUGCAUACUACAAUUAUAUACGUUAACCACAUGUCAUCGCAUUGCCCAUAACCAGCAUAUAUACACGUUACUCUCUCACACUCUGAAUUUAUACGAAUCGAAAACAAUUGUAACCGACACCAGAAAAAUUCUUGGAUACAGAACAUGUUGCUUGAUACAAGAUCUUUUAAAUGAUGAGAAAAAUAAAGGAAGCUUAACCGUAAAA
Messenger RNA from Drosophila subpulchrella, 2597 nucleotides. RefSeq names its product elongation factor 1-alpha 2 (gene eEF1alpha2). Gene Ontology annotation, molecular function: translation elongation factor activity; GTP binding; GTPase activity. Bases 140 to 1528 code for a protein of 462 amino acids. The record is from RefSeq and is a predicted model, not a curated record. NCBI's taxonomy places the organism in Eukaryota, Metazoa, Arthropoda, Insecta, Diptera, Drosophilidae. The transcript is spliced from 5 exons. Gene Ontology annotation, biological process: translation; translational elongation.